UUAUAGGAAGUGGUUAUGAGACACUGUAUUCUAACUAAGACUCGUCAAGACACUAUAUUCCAAAUUCUCUAUUUCACUUCCUAUGACCUUUCCACGGUUUUUCCAGCGAUUGAAGAUUCACAUCAAUCAUCAACACAGUCGUCACGAGCGUUUAUAAAUGCCAGAGACAACCUUGACGACCGAACAAAAUCAACAACUCAGUUCAUUCAUUCAUCAAUGUCUCCGACACUAAUAACUCUGUCCACGCUCUUCCUCCUUGUCUUAACCCAACCAUGCCUCCACCGCAGCAUUCUCGCCGAAGCAGCCGGUGGCCGGUUCCAGCUCCUACAGAGAAGCAUUGGCAUAGCUGCUAUGCACAUGCAACUCCUCAACAACGACCGUGUCAUCAUCUUUGACCGAACCGAUUUCGGGCAGUCAAACAUCUCACUCCCUGCCGGUAAGUGCAGGACCGACCCAAACGAGACAGCUUUGAAGACUGACUGCACUGCUCACUCAGUCGAGUACAAUGUUUUGUCAAACGAGUUCCGGCCACUUAUGGUGCAGACAGACGUAUGGUGUUCUUCAGGCGCCGUAACGCCUGAUGGCCGUCUGAUCCAAACUGGUGGCUUCAAUGACGGUGAUCGAAAGGUCAGGAUUAUGAGCGCAUGUGAUGGAGGCUGUGAUUGGGUGGAGGUUGGAAAUGGACUCGCUGCCAGGAGAUGGUAUGCGACCAAUCAUAUACUGCCAGAUGGAAAGCAGAUUAUAAUAGGUGGUCGGAGAGAAUAUAAUUACGAGUUCUACCCCAAAAACGGCGCCGGAUCAAACACUUACAGUUUACCCUUUCUGGUUCAAACCAAUGAUCCGGGUAUCGAGAACAAUUUGUACCCGUUUGUUUAUCUCAAUGUGGACGGGUUUCUAUUCAUUUUUGCUAACAAUCGAGCUAUAUUGUUCGAUUACUCGAAAAACAAGGUGGUCCGGACUUACCCGGCAAUACCGGGUGGAGACCCGAGAUGUUACCCGAGCACGGGCUCUUCAGUUUUGCUUCCAUUGAAGAACUUGGGAGGACCGGGUGGUGUUGAAGCUGAGGUUCUGGUAUGUGGUGGAGCCCCGAAAGGAUCCUUUACCGCGGCUGGUAAGGGGAAUUUCGUCGGAGCUUUGAAUACUUGCGCUCGGAUCAAAAUAACAGACCCGAACCCGCAAUGGGUCAUGGAGACAAUGCCUCUCGCUAGAGUCAUGGGCGACAUGACACUGCUCCCGAACGGCCACGUUUUGAUUAUCAACGGCGCAGCGGCGGGUAGUGCGGGAUGGGAAUUAGGGCGUAAACCGGUUCUGAGCCCGGUAUUAUACCGACCCGGGAAGAAACUUGGGUCAAGAUUCGAGACCCAGAACCCGAGUACAAUUCCAAGAAUGUACCAUUCCACGGCGAUAUUGCUGCGCGACGGGAGGGUUCUCGUUGGAGGUAGUAAUCCCCACGUCGGAUAUGAAUUCUCCGGAGUACUAUAUCCGACAGAGUUGAGCUUAGAAGCUUUUAAUCCGUCGUACUUGGACGUAAAUUUUGUUGGUGUAAGACCAAGAAUCGUAUCUCCGGCAACUCAAGCGAAGCUAAAAUAUAAACAGAUCUUAACGGUGCGUUUUUCUGUGACCGGAACUGUGGUUCCAGAUUCGGUGUCGGUGACAAUGGUGGCACCGUCAUUUACGACUCACUCAUUCUCCAUGAAUCAACGAUUGUUGGUUCUUGACUCAGAGAAAGCGACGAGUUUGGGGAAAUCAGUUUAUGAGAUUCGGGUCACCACACCCGGGUCGGGUAUUCUUGCACCGGCUGGGUAUUAUAUGCUAUUUGUUGUUCAUCAAGAGAUUCCCAGCGCAGGCAUUUGGGUCCAUCUCCAGUGAAUUUGAAUUUCUUUCGCCAACUCCUUUUCAGAAAAAAAAUAAAAUCAAGGUUUUAUUAAUAGUCCCAUACAAAAAUGUAUUAAAGAAUUACUACAAUAAUAUGAUUAAAAAAAUCAUUGUUUAGAUUGAAGCUCAAAUUUGGAGUA
Tripterygium wilfordii is the source of this 2015-nucleotide messenger RNA. RefSeq names its product aldehyde oxidase GLOX-like. The transcript has a single exon. NCBI's taxonomy places the organism in Eukaryota, Viridiplantae, Streptophyta, Magnoliopsida, Celastrales, Celastraceae. The coding region runs from base 16 to 1869 and encodes 617 amino acids. The record is from RefSeq and is a predicted model, not a curated record.